UUCUUGUUUCCAAUUACGUUUCAGUCAUAUGUUUGAUUCCCAACAAAUUCUUAUCUAAGUUUGUAUAAUUUUCGCACUAAGGUUUGGACCACCAGACAAUAUGUUGCGAAUACUAGCUGCCUUGUCUGUACUGCUUCCUCUUGUCCUCAGUCAAUGUGACGUCGAUUCUAAGAUACUUGCUAUUUGGUAUGAUAUGGAUAUAUUCCCAAAUGAUGCGAAAGUUACCCCUACCGAAAUGCAAGUGUUCUUCUCCAACAUGAGUGACCCGAUCACUGGAAUAGUGUUUUAUGGCGCCUUUCAUAGUUUUUGGAGUCAGCGCUAUUGUGGUGAGACCAGUCAAGUCACAGAUUACUUCUUCAAGCAAUGGGAUCUUUUUCCUCAAGAUAUCCCUGACGGAUAUUUAACACUUGAUGACUUGGUCCUGGCCUUCAAUACGAUCGACACCGACGACCCAGACUCUGUAGGAUUUAUUGACCUCUUCACCGAGUGGCAUCCAUAUUUUACAAAGCUAUAUUCAGAAGCAUUGGCUCAAGCUUGAUGUAUCAUAAAUACACAAUAAAUAUGUUCCACAUA
Molecule: messenger RNA, 573 nt
Organism: Mercenaria mercenaria
Lineage: Eukaryota; Metazoa; Mollusca; Bivalvia; Venerida; Veneridae
Exons: 6
Coding region: 101-538 (145 amino acids)
Source: RefSeq, a predicted model, not a curated record